CUGUUUUUCCAUACAUGCAGAAAGAUUAGAAAGAAAUUUAUCAGAAAGAAAGAAAUUGAAAUGGAGCAUUAUCUGGCCAAAAAGAUUGUGACAUUGGUUUUGGUUGCUAUUGUGUUUAUUAGCAGUGCUAGUAUAGAGGUGUCGCGGGCACAAGGAAUAUGUAACAUGACGGGCGAAGAAUUGAUGUCUUGCAAGCCAUCGGUCACACCUCCUAAUCCGCCUGCGCCUACAGCCAAGUGCUGUAGCGCACUGGCAAAGGCAGACAUGGGCUGCCUUUGCUCUUACAAAAAUUCUCAGUGGUUGCCUUCUUUGGGAAUCGAUCCUAAACUUGCAAUUCAGCUUCCUGAGAAAUGCAAACUCCCUAAUCCUCCCCGUUGCUAAUUAAGUGUUGGUCAUCUAAUCUAUACGGGUUUACACCACUAUUUUUCUGUUACAUAUUUAAUUACUUAUGUUGUGUGCAUUUUGAGCUUGCUUGUUGAUUUAUCUUCGUCAUUUGUUCCUAAGGCUAAUGACUUCAUAUGUACUCUGUAUGGUUGUCUUAAUGUGCUUCAGUUGUUUUGUAUUCUGUUA
Lycium barbarum (goji berry) is the source of this 570-nucleotide messenger RNA. RefSeq names its product putative lipid-transfer protein DIR1. Gene Ontology annotation, biological process: systemic acquired resistance. NCBI's taxonomy places the organism in Eukaryota, Viridiplantae, Streptophyta, Magnoliopsida, Solanales, Solanaceae. Gene Ontology annotation, molecular function: fatty acid binding. The coding region runs from base 61 to 381 and encodes 106 amino acids. The record is from RefSeq and is a predicted model, not a curated record. The transcript has a single exon.